Oncorhynchus mykiss (rainbow trout) is the source of this 2386-nucleotide messenger RNA. Lineage: Eukaryota; Metazoa; Chordata; Actinopteri; Salmoniformes; Salmonidae. The record is from RefSeq and is a predicted model, not a curated record.
CUUGAGAGGUCUGAAGGAGAGGGAGACCCAGGGCAAAGCAGAGACAUCCAGCUUGGAGCAGCUGGAACGCCCCCUGUAGCCACGGAGAACCCCACCACCGCCCCAGCGCCCCCCAGAACCCGAUGCAGCAUCAUGGAGGAGGGGAGGGUCCAGAGGUGCUGCUGGUGAAGAAAGAGGGGUGUGGGGAGGGUCUGGGGAACUCUGAGGGGACCAUGGUCAUGGAGGACAACCAGACUACACCUCCUCCUGAACCCACAGAGUGUCACUGAGUCAGUAGACAUGGAGGAUGGGAAGCCUGAUCUGCUGCUGGUCAAAGAGGAGAUAAUAGAAGAUGGACCAGAGAGCAUUGACCUGCUGAGUGGACUAAAAAUGGGGGAGCAAGGUGGUUGGUUGGAUGCCAACAGAGGAGAUCGCUCUGCCAUUUUUGAUUCCCAGACUGGUGCAGCCAUGGGUCCAGGGGACGACAUCAAGCAGGCCAGGACCAGAGGCAACAUAGUGGAGGUCAAUGGAUGGGACAGCAUCCUCAACUCUGGGCUGGGGAACAACACUGUUAACCAGAAACAGACAGUCGAGCACAAAACAACAUCCAAAAUAAGUCUCCAUGACAACAGCCUGGCUGAGACCAGGGUGAGGCGUAGAUUUGGUCUGCGGGGACGGGGAGGUGCCCGUAUGCAGCUGGAGAGAACAGACACUGACUCGGCUAGUGAUGCUCCGUCCUGCUCCUAUAGUUGUGAUUCAGAGAGACUGAUGGCGCCUCAGGUUAACCCACUAACAGGUGCUGCCUUCAGCCUGCCUUCUAUAGGAUCUAUCAACUGGAACAUGGACCCUGCAACAACACAGACUCUCACUGGCCUUCGUCCUCCUCACACUCUCCUGUUAAACCAGACCUCAGACAAUGCCAGUGCCUCAACAUUAAAUGGCUACACAAGCCCAUUGACAAAUGACAGUAGUAGCAACGCUAUCAGUAGAUCCGAUGGCAAAGAGAAGCGCUUCCCGUGUUCAUUCUGUGGGAAAGCUUUCAGUUUCCCCAAACAGGUGGAGAUUCACCAGAGGAUGCACACAGGGGAGAAACCGUACAGCUGCCACCUGUGCCAGGCCAGUUUUUCACACUCGUCCAACCUAAAGCGGCACCAGAGGGUCCACACAGGGGAGAAACCCUUCAGCUGUACCCAGUGUCACAUGCGCUUCGCUCAGUCUGGCAACCUGAAGAUGCACCUGAAGGUCCACAUGGGAGAGAGGCCAUUUGCCUGUACGGACUGAGGUUCUUAGAGGGGAGUUACCUCAGGAUACACCAGCAGAAAAAACAUUCCACUCUAUAACAUAGAAAGUAACCAUUCCAUUUGAUAGCUUCUGACUGACAUCACACCCUGCAUUACAGACAAAGAUUCCUUUUCAUUGUCAGCAGAAAAGAUGCACUUGGAAUAACGAGAGUAACGUAUUUCAUUGUUGAAUAUUCCUUGGUAGAAUGUUGCAUGUAGACAUUGUGUGACAUUGACUUAAGUGCACAACACAUUAGGAAUACUUGCUCUUUGCACUUCAUAAACUGACCAGCUGAAAAUUACAAUCCCUUCUUGAUGUCACUUGUUAAAUUCACUUCAGUCAGUGUAGAUGAAGGGAAGGAGACAGGUUUCUAAGAAGGUUUUUUAAGCCUUGUUACAAUUGGUUUUGUUGUUUUAUUUAAAUGUUUCACCUGCUUCUGACUCACAGGCCCAUCAUUACACAUAUUUAAGUCAAAACUGUAACCUGGUCACUCAGGAACAUUCACUGUCUUCUUGGUAAGCAACUACAGUGUAAUUUUGCAGUUGUGUCAAAUGCUGCAGCCACCACCAUGCUUGAAAAUAAAGAGGUAGUUUAUUCAGUGACGCGUUCUAUUGGAUUUUCCCCAAACAUAAGGCUUUGCAUUUAAGCCAAAAAGCAUAUUCCUUUGUGUUUUUGUUGUCGUAUUAGUUUAGUGCCUUAUUGCAUACAAUAUGCCAAUUUUGGAAUAUUUGUUUUCUGUAUACUUGUAUUUUCACUCAUUGAUUAAAGUCAUUAUUGUGGAGUCACAAAUGUUGAUCCAUUCUGUUUUCUCCCAUCACAGCCAUUGAACUGUAACCGUUUUAAAAUCACUAAUGGCCUCAUGGUAACAUUCCUGAGUAGUUUCAUUCCUGUCCUGCAGUUCAGUUCAGAAGGAUGGCUGUCUCUUGGUGUUUUUAAAGUAAGAUGAUCAUGAUAGUGCCUUAAUUCAUGUUUACUUUACAUGUAGUAGUGAACCUUUUCCAAAGUAUUCUAAAAUAAAUAUUAUCAAAGCGAUGGUACCAGAUUUACAGGAAAGGUGAAGUGUUACCGUAGUGAUGUUAUUGUACUUGUCACGUAUCAUUUUGUGCAAUAAAAGUAUUGUACUUCA